Dibothriocephalus latus is the source of this 453-nucleotide messenger RNA. The record is from the annotation of a GenBank genome assembly. Lineage: Eukaryota; Metazoa; Platyhelminthes; Cestoda; Diphyllobothriidea; Diphyllobothriidae.
AUGGCAUACAUCGAGGAUGUCUCAGCAGCCACAGAGCGCACCGCUGCGGGACUAUGCGUCGGAAUUGGAACGAUGCGCAACUGGGUAAUGAAAAUAAAAGACCGGCUGAACCCCAAUGAACAAUCCGGGCUACUGUAUUGCAUUCCACGCAUAAGUUGUCCUUGUAACUAUCCACGGCAAACUGAACGCAUGAUCGGCUCGCGCAUACACGAACAUGACCAGGCUGUCAGACGAGGUGACGCAUUGUCGAAAGUGGCGGUCCACACCUACGAGACGGGUAAUGAGUUUAACUUGGCAGCCGCGAAAAUAAUCACCCACACGGGCAAAAAGACAGGCCGAGAACUGAUUGAAGCCGAGUCUUCGGAUGAUAAUUCAGUCAAUCGGUCUAUCAAUCUGGCGUCCGCAUACACUGCUCUCCGCAGGCAUAGUCGCAAGGCAGACACUGGCGAUUAA